This is a messenger RNA of Lathyrus sativus (Indian pea), 774 nucleotides long. The record is from the annotation of a GenBank genome assembly. NCBI's taxonomy places the organism in Eukaryota, Viridiplantae, Streptophyta, Magnoliopsida, Fabales, Fabaceae.
AUGGGAAGAGCUCCAUGCUGUGAUAAAUCAAAAGUGAAAAGAGGAUCAUGGUCUCAAGAAGAAGAUGCUAUUCUCAAAAACUACCUUCACAAACAUGGCACAGCUGGUAAUUGGAUAGCACUUCCUCAAAAAGCAGGGCUAAAGCGUUGUGGGAAAAGUUGUCGUUUAAGAUGGUUGAACUAUUUGAGGCCUAAUAUCAAGCUUGGAGGUUUCACUGAGGAGGAAGAUAAUAUCAUCUUCAACCUUUAUAGCACCAUAGGAAGCAGGUGGUCCCUUAUAGCAGCUCAACUAGCAGGAAGAACAGAUAAUGAUGUGAAGAAUCAUUGGAACACUAAACUCAAGAAAAGGUUUUUGGCACAAAACUCAUCCACAAGCAACAAUAAUAUAUACAAUUUCAGCAAUACUACUACUACUAGUUCUGACCACUUCUCAAGUACUUUGACUUUUCAACCUCAAGUUGAACAACCCUUUGUCUUUGAUCAAAACAUGAACACAUCUUGUUUUGAUUCAUACAAUGUUAUGGAUUUGGAUCAAACACCAAUUGGUAUUCCUUUACCAAUGACAAUGAAAUCAGAAGCUGUGUAUGCUGGAAGUAGCUUGAGUAGUAGCUCUAGUACUACACCAACCACCAUGGAAAUUUCAAGUUUUUCAAAUGCACCUUUCUUAGAAGAUAAGAACAAUCAUAGUCAAUGGUUUGGGAAUGACCAUGAUGAUGCAAUUCUCCUUGAGUUUGUUCUUGAUGAUUUUUUAAACCAUGGACCCUCAUUUGGCUAA